Messenger RNA from Funneliformis caledonium, 1482 nucleotides. NCBI's taxonomy places the organism in Eukaryota, Fungi, Glomeromycota, Glomeromycetes, Glomerales, Glomeraceae. The record is from the annotation of a GenBank genome assembly.
AUGAGCAUGUCUAUAGAUAUUUCUACAGAUAAAGACAUCUUUAAAUUUAAAAAUGAUCCGUUAAAUAAGCUUGAUGGGAAUACCAUUAAUGAGCUGCUCGAGGAGUUGACCAAAGAAAAAAAUGAUGAGCACGAUAGGCUAGUAGGAGAAUUUUUCAAUCAUUGUGUUAUGAGGUGCAAAGAAAAUAAACUCGAAACCAUGUAUGUGGUCACUGCUUUACUUCCAUGCCUCGUUUCCGAUUCCUACAAGAACCCAAUAAUCUAUCUUAGGAAGCAACUCACCUACGUUAGGUUUCCGUUAGAACAUUCAAAAAGACAAAAGUACCCGUCAGUUUAUGAACACCUGUGGGGCUAUAAGUUUGAUUAUUACAGGUUUUCUGAUCUCGAGAAAGAACAAGAUCCAAAAUAUCAACCUAAACACAUAUUGUCCCCAUUUGACAGGUUUGAAAAAAUCGCUCGGCAUUCUGCUACAUUAUGCUAUGUACCACUACCCGGUCUAUGCACCUACCCGAAGCGUUCUGGUAUCUUCGAAGUCUUGUUUCCUUGUAGCCAAAGUCCAUUUGUAAGGCUCACCCUACAUCAUCCAAUCGAAUUCCUUCAAGAUUCCACAACUUGCUUCGAAUUAUUUUCGUCUCCACCUUUCCAAGCAAUUGUAAAGUUCAAAUGGCAUGCCUUUGCGAGGUCGCGUUUUAUUGCGACUUUUUUGAUCUAUCUCAUUAACUUUGGCCUUUUUACGUUGGCGAUUGGUACCAAAGAUAUGCGAAUAAUGAAAACUAGCAUGACAUUUGGGUCAAUUUUUCUAAUUCUCAAUCUGAUCCGGCUUGUUUUGAUAUUUGUGGCGAAUGAGGUUUACAGCCUCUUGGAACAUGAAGAUCCCGCAUACUCUAUUCUUCGAUUCUGCUCAAUCCUUCUCUUAUGGUUGGGUUUCAUUUCAUUAUUGUGUCUCUUCCAGAGUAUCGGAGUAACACUAAUCGGUGAGAAACAUUCAGAAACAAUAGUGUAUUUCUCAUUUACCCCACCAACUAAUGGUGGUGAAAGUACAUUUAAGGGAUUUGAUCAAUCACUUAAAAAUUUUUGGUCCGGGCUUUUAACUUCUUAUGAUUUUUUUGAACCUUGGGAAAAUAACCAUUUUGUGGAUAUAAUGAAGAUCGUCUAUUCAUUCUUUGCAAACAUCGUAAUCAUGAAUAUUCUAAUUGCACUUGUAAAUAACGUUUAUCAAGAUGUGCAUGAACUUUCUUAUACUAGAUGGACCAUGAUGAGAGCACAUAUAAUUAGUUACAUGGAGCUCUUAACGUUGUUUCCAUCAGAGCGUCAAAAUGAAGAUUAUUUCCCUUACACCAUUACUUACGAGGCAUUCACUAAAGAAGUUGAAGAUUGGAACACCAAACUCGAAGCGAAAAAGGACCAGACAUGGGAUGUUCCUCUUUCUAAGAAGAUCCAGGAUUAUCUGGAUGAGUUAGAGAAUCAAUUAUCAAAGCAAUAG